Medioppia subpectinata is the source of this 1835-nucleotide messenger RNA. The record is from the annotation of a GenBank genome assembly. Lineage: Eukaryota; Metazoa; Arthropoda; Arachnida; Sarcoptiformes; Oppiidae.
AUUGAUUGGAAAGCGUUUGCCAUUCAAGCCGUUAGUCGUCUCUCACAGUGUCUGCAGUGAAGCGAAGGCAACGCUUGUGUCAACACAUCCGCCAUAUUAUCCCUGCGUUUGUGACCACACUUUGUGCCGGCAUUUGUGUCCCAACACUCAACCUAUUCCUCCGCAUAUCGUGGCCGCACAUUAUGGGCGAAGACGUGGAAAUGAGUUUCGAGACUCAAGACAUUAAGAUCAAGAGUGAACCGCGAGAUAAAGAGAGGGACAGAGAUAGGGAUCGGGACAGAGAUCGCGACCGACAGGACAGGGAUAAAGACAAGGAUAGGGAGAGAGAUAAGGAUAAAGACAAAGAUGGGAAAGACAGAGACCGGGAAAAGGAGAGAGCGGAGAGACAUAAGGAGAAGGAGAGGGAGAGAGACAAAGAUAAGGACAGAGAGAAAGACAAAGACAGGGAUAAAGAUAAGGACAAAGAUAGAGAGCGGCCGUCGAAGAGUGAGAAAGACAAAGACAGAGAGCGGCCGCCGAAGAGUGAGAAUGAGAACAGAGAGAACAAAGAGAGAGAUAAAGACGGCGAUAAAGAGCGUCGAGGAGCCGAUGGCGUGGACCGCGAGACCCGUUCGCGGCGACACCGGUCGCGAUCGAAGGAGCGGUCGUCCCGUCGCGGCGGCGGAGAGCGCGGCGGCGAACGCGAGGGUCGAGAAGAGCGCCGUAAGUCUCGGGCGGAAGAGCGCGACCGCGAGGAUCGAUCGCGAUCUCCGAACCGAAGCAAAAUCAGUCGCCGCAAGAAGCAGUCCAACUACUGGGAUGUGCCGCCGCCCGGCUUUGAACACAUCACUCCCGUUCAGUAUAAGGCAAUGCAAGCCGCCGGACAAAUACCCACCACACUAUUCGCAGCCCCCGGCGCCGCACCCGUCCCUAUAGUGGGCAGUACUAUCACAAGACAGGCCCGACGCCUAUAUGUCGGAAAUAUACCGUUUGGUUGCAGCGAAGAAGAGAUGAUGGACUUCUUCAACGCCCAGAUGCACGCCUGUGCGUUCAGUCAGGCGCCCGGCAGUCCAGUGCUCGCCUGUCAGAUCAAUCUCGAUAAGAACUUCGCUUUCCUCGAGUUUCGAUCGAUUGAUGAGACGACUCAAGCGAUGGCUUUCGACGGCAUUAACUUUAAGGGACAGUCACUGAAGAUUAGAAGACCGCAUGAUUAUCAGCCAAUGCCUGGCAUGAGUGAACAGCCGCAGUCAACUGUUCCCGGAGUUAUCUCCACAGUUGUCAACGACUCUCCAUUUAAAAUAUUUAUCGGAGGUCUGCCUAACUAUCUAAAUGAAGAUCAAGUGAAGGAGCUUCUCAUGAGUUUUGGUCAGUUAAGAGCGUUUAAUUUGGUGAAAGACAGCGCCACCGGUCUCUCAAAAGGGUACGCGUUCUGCGAAUACGCCGAUAACAACAUCACGGAUCAGGCGAUUGCGGGACUCAAUGGCAUGCAAUUGGGCGACAAAAAGCUCAUUGUCCAGAGAGCCAGUGUCGGCGCCAAAAGCGGCCCAUUGGCUGCCGCACUGGCCGGGGCUGCAGCCAUAUCAGCACCCGUACAGAUACAGGUGCCGGGACUGCAGAGCGUGUCCGGCGGUGUCGGUAAUCCCACAGACGUGUUGUGUCUGAUGAAUAUGGUUGCAGCCGAAGAACUUAAUGAUGACGAAGAAUACGAGGAUAUUCUCGAAGAUAUUCGCGAAGAGUGCGCCAAAUACGGCGCCGUCAAGUCAUUGGAGAUUCCCAGACCUAUUGAAGGCGUUGAAGUUCCCGGACUCGGAAAGGUUUGCCUCUCUCUUUUUCCCUGUCUCUGUCUUUCCCAUCUU